This is a messenger RNA of Neofelis nebulosa (Clouded leopard), 1796 nucleotides long. RefSeq names its product potassium channel tetramerization domain containing 13 (gene KCTD13). Gene Ontology annotation, biological process: negative regulation of Rho protein signal transduction; protein homooligomerization; protein ubiquitination. Gene Ontology annotation, cellular component: Cul3-RING ubiquitin ligase complex. NCBI's taxonomy places the organism in Eukaryota, Metazoa, Chordata, Mammalia, Carnivora, Felidae. The transcript has 6 exons. Gene Ontology annotation, molecular function: protein binding; ubiquitin-protein transferase activity. Bases 200 to 1189 code for a protein of 329 amino acids. The record is from RefSeq and is a predicted model, not a curated record.
GGCGCCUGCGCAGUUGCUCGGCCCCGGCUUCCGGGCCGUAUCGGCGCGAUGGAGCUGAGGGCCAGUGCCGCCGAGUAGCGGCGGCGUGAGGUCGCACGGGCCGGGGGGUGUGACCCGAGGGCUUGGGUCUCCGGGUACUUGGGAGCCGCCGGAGGGUGCGGAGAGAGCCUAGGAUAGCCGUCCGCCGCCACUCCCGGGCAUGUCGGCCGAGGCCUCGGGCCCGGCGGCGGCCGAGGCCCCGUCCCUGGAAGCGCCUAAGCCCUCGGGUCUCGAGCCUGGCUCCGCCGCCUACGGUCUGAAACCGCUGACCCCGAACAGCAAGUACGUGAAGCUGAACGUGGGCGGCUCGCUGCACUACACCACGCUGCGCACCCUCACGGGACAGGACACCAUGCUCAAGGCCAUGUUCAGCGGCCGCGCAGAGGUGCUCACCGAUGCGGGAGGUUGGGUGCUGAUUGACCGGAGCGGCCGUCACUUUGGUACAAUCCUCAACUACCUGCGGGAUGGGUCCGUGCCACUGCCUGAGAGUACCAGAGAGCUGGGGGAGCUACUAGGCGAAGCGCGCUACUACCUGGUACAGGGCCUGAUUGAGGACUGCCAGCUAGCACUGCAGCAAAAAAGGGAGAACCUGUCCCCGCUGUGCCUCAUCCCCACGGUGACAUCUCCCCGGGAGGAGCAGCAGCUCCUGGCCAGCACCUCCAAGCCCGUGGUGAAGCUCCUGCACAACCGCAGUAACAACAAGUACUCCUACACCAGCACUUCAGAUGACAACCUACUUAAGAACAUCGAGCUGUUUGACAAACUGGCCCUGCGCUUCCAUGGGCGGCUGCUUUUCCUCAAGGAUGUACUGGGGGACGAGAUCUGCUGCUGGUCCUUCUACGGGCAGGGCCGCAAAAUCGCCGAGGUGUGCUGCACCUCCAUUGUCUAUGCCACGGAAAAGAAGCAGACCAAGGUGGAGUUCCCAGAGGCCCGGAUCUUUGAGGAGACCUUGAACAUCCUGAUCUACGAGACUCCCCGGGGCCCAGACCCAGCCCUCCUGGAGGCCACAGGGGGUGCAGCUGGAGGUGGUGGGGCAGGCCGAGGGGAGGAUGAGGAGAACCGAGAGCACCGUGUCCGCAGGAUCCAUGUCCGGCGCCACAUCACCCACGACGAGCGUCCUCAUGGCCAACAGAUUGUCUUCAAGGACUGACCUUUGACCUUUCUCCCUGUUUUCCUCCUGCCACUGGAACCCAGUUCCUCUCUCUUUCCCUCCUUUUCCCAUACCUUUGCCCCGGCUUUGCUGGCCAAGUCGUGGGCCCAUCUUCUGUCCCUUCAUUGCAUGGUACAGUUCACUGUGGCCCUUUUCCAUUCAUUCCCACCUCACUGCUAACAGCACGGUACAUUCCAGCCCCCUCCCUAGGUCAGAGCCCUUCAGGAGGCCUGCAUUUGUUCCCUUAUCCCAUUCUUGUCCUGCUCUUCCCUCACCAGCUGGUUUAGAGUGAUUUAGAACUCCCUUUCUCCCCUUCUCUCUCUCUCUCUCUCCCCCCCCGUCCCCCCCCCCCCCCCCCCGCUUUUUCAGCACAUUGUACACGCCAAAGUGUCAAGCCAGCCCUUACUGACAUCCACCAUGUUCUGAACCACCUCCCCACCACCGUGCAGGGUAGUUUCCCUCCCUUGUCCUUCCCCCACCAGCCCCCCCCCCCCACCUCCUUAACUUUGUACUAGGCUGGCCUGGGCUUGCACCAGCUCAGCCAUCUUCUCAAUCUAUUUCAUAUUAUUUAUUUUAAUUUUCUAUUAAAUUAUUGGAAUAAAGUUGA